Molecule: messenger RNA, 1907 nt
Organism: Cryptomeria japonica (Japanese cedar)
Lineage: Eukaryota; Viridiplantae; Streptophyta; Pinopsida; Cupressales; Cupressaceae
Product: probable aquaporin NIP5-1
Exons: 5
Coding region: 642-1514 (290 amino acids)
Biological process (GO): transmembrane transport
Cellular component (GO): membrane
Molecular function (GO): channel activity
Source: RefSeq, a predicted model, not a curated record
ACGUGCAUGAUUGUCUUUCGCAAGACGAUCAGCUGGCACCUUCCGGAAAAAAUCCUUAUUUUAUUUAAGCAUAUGCAGAGCACCUAGAAAACGCAUUGACUUUGUUUACAAGCAUUUUAUCAGAUCCUUCUGCAAAGUAUUUAGCCACAAUUUUCUCUGAAUCAUCACUCCCUUCACCUGUUAAAUAUCUCUGCAAAUUUCAUGUCAGAUGUUAUUAUCAGCAAUCUUUGAUUUCAAAGCAUGUUUUGAGGUGGAAGAAAUAGCAAUCUGAUCAUCGGAUUUUUAGCUACAGCUUACUGAUAUUUAUAUAUUUUCUGGUUUGAAGCUUCUUCCCAGAGUUUUAUCCACACGAUUAUGCAAAGAAAUCUUAUUCAGUAAACCAGUCUUAGCGUAGAAAGCUCUGGAUAAUCCCGCAGACAUUAUUCCUUAGCAAAACCUUUAGAAAAACCUAUCAUUAUGUAAAUUCGGUCCUCCUGCGUUUUGUCCUCUCUGAAAAAAAACCAAAAAAAAAAGGAAAACCCAGAAAACCUAAAAUUUAACAUGUAGAAUCAGCCCUAAGAGAUUCUCAGUUUUUGUUUUUGUUUAUAUUAAGUAGAAACCCUUAAAGAAAAGAAAAUUUUGUUUAACUUGUGGAGAGUUUAAUGACGGACUCUGAGAUUGGUACUCCGGUUCAAUCUGCACCUCCAACCCCUGGAACUCCAGGAGCUCCGUUCUUGAGCUUGCGGGUGAAUGGAGAGAGUCGGCAUGGGAGAUUUUCAGGCCUGAAUCCAUGCGAGUGUUUUGCUUUGGAGGCAUGGCGCAAAGACGAAUUUCCUCUCGUCUCUGUUUCGCUCUGGCAGAAGGUGGGAGCAGAAUUCAUCGGGACAUUCAUGCUAAUAUUUGCUGCGACAGCCGCGCCCAUUAUUAAUGAAAAGAAUGGAGGGAAUGAAAGCCUGCUGGGCCUGGCUUUGUCAUCUGGUCUGGCUGUGAUGAUCGUCAUACUCUCAACUGGACACAUUUCUGGAGCGCAUCUCAAUCCCUCCCUCACCAUUUCCUUCGCUGCUCUCCGCCAUUUUCCAUGGGUUCAGGUGCCCUUAUACAUAACGGCCCAAAUAGUGGCGUCAAUCUGUGCGUCAUAUGCACUAAAGGGAAUAUUCCAUCCGUUCAUGCACGGUGGAGUGACAGUUCCGUCGGGAUCAUACGGGCAGGCCUUUGCACUAGAGUUCAUCAUCUCCUUCAAUCUCAUGUUCGUCGUCACAGCCGUCGCAACAGACACACGUGCAGUGGGUGAGCUGGCAGGCAUCGCAGUUGGUGCAACUGUCACACUCAACAUACUCAUUGCAGGGACAAAUAGUGGAGGUUCAAUGAACCUGGUCCGAACUCUAGGGCCGGCCAUAGCAGCGAAUAAUUUCAAAGCUAUUUGGGUGUAUGUGACAGCGCCCAUUACAGGAGCCCUAGUGGGUGCUCUUUGCUACUCUCUUGUUCGUAUUGAAGGUGAUGGCCCCAGACCCGUUGCCAGCUUCAGGAGAUCCUAACCUUUAAAACUUUUAUCACGUUUUUAAGACACUUCCCCCCUUUUUUUUUUGGUUUUGGUUUAGUCUGGUGGAUGUUAGUGAGAUGAGGAUUUCCACAGUUCAUGCUAAAGUGGAUGUUAUUAAAGUUUAUCCUGUGAUUUUCAUAAAAUAUGAAGAGUAAAUUUAUUUUACAUAUUUGUAAGAAUAUGUAAUAUGAAAAAAAAUGUUAAAAAAGAGAUAUAUAUUAUGAAAGUAAUAUAUUAUAUUUGCAAAAAACAUAUAAUGUAUGGGGAAAGUAAGCCAGCUGUGAGGGCAUGCUCUCACAAGGUAUGUUGUGCUUUGUGUUGGUGUGAAUUAAACUAUGUAGAUUAAAACUUGAGCGUAGUAUAAUAAAUAGUGUCUUGUUGUGGUGUG